AUGACUGAUUCCGGAAAACUCCACUACUUUCUUGGCAUUGCAAUCACGAGAAAUGCUUCAGGCUUGUUUCUCUCUCAACGGAACUACGCCGCCGAUAUCCUACACCGCGCCAACAUGACCAACUGCAGCUCAUGCACAACCCCUGCCGACUCACGCACCAAACUAGACGCAGCUGAAGAACCAUUUGUUCCUGACCCAACCCUUUACCGCAGUCUUGCCGGAGCACUUCAAUACUUGACCUUUACGAGACCUGACAUCUCCUUUGCGGUCCAGCAAAUAUGUCUCUUCAUGCAUGAUCCCCGCGAGACGCAUCUCGCUGUACUUAAAUGUAUCCUCCGCUACAUCAAGGGUACUCUCGAUUACGGACUCCAGCUCUACCCAUCUACCACUUUGGGCAGGUUUCCCAUCUACACGACGCUCCACCUCCGGAUAUUGCAUCUUCCACGGGAUAACUUGAUCUCAUGGUCCUCCAAGCGACAACACACCGUCUCUCGCUCCAAUGCUGAAUCAGAAUACCGCGGUGUCGCUAACGUCAUCGCCAAGACCACUUAG
Messenger RNA from Camelina sativa (false flax), 552 nucleotides. NCBI's taxonomy places the organism in Eukaryota, Viridiplantae, Streptophyta, Magnoliopsida, Brassicales, Brassicaceae. The record is from RefSeq and is a predicted model, not a curated record.